GAACCAUCGUCCAGAACGAGGAGGAGCUCUGUCGUCAGCGCAGACUGCUGGAUAGCAGCUGGAACCCGCAGCUUCAGCUGCACAUAGUUGUCUCGUAAGUUAUUGGCGUGGGUCCCUCCGGGAAAUAAAGCAGAGGCGCCAAGUCCUCCCUCAGCAUUAUGCAAGUGAAGAGGAUCUGUGCAACCAACAGAGGAAUUUAAGAAUGGAACAGGGGGAACCAAAGCCUUGUCAAAUUAGAGAGGAACAUGGAGAACCAAAACCUCCACAGAUUAAAGAGGAACAUGAAGAACAAGAACCUUCACAGAUUAAAGAGGAACUGCAGGAACCAGAACCUCUACAGAUUAAAGAGGAACAAGUGGAACAACAACUUCCACAGAUUAAAGAUGAGCUCUUCAGUCAGGAGGAAGAUCAGCUUGAUCUGAAGCAGGAAACUGAUACCCUGAUGGAGAUUCCUAUUUAUGAGGAAAAUGAGAACAGUGAAGCAGAUCUUAAGAAUCAGCAGAGCUUUAAUGUAACUGAUAGUCAGGAUGAAGAAGGAAACCAACAUGAAGAAUCAACAUCAACUACAGAUCAUGACACAGACCCACAGAACAGAGAUCAGAAGAAGAGUUUUAGUUAUUUAUCUCAUCUCAAAACACACAUGAGAACUCAUACAGGAGAGAGGCCUUUUUCUUGUAAAGUAUGUAAAAAAGAUUUUCGUUAUUUAUCUCAUCUCAAAAGACACAUGAAAAUUCACACAAGAGAGAAGCCUUUUUCUUGUGAGGAAUGUGAUAAAUGCUUUAUUCAAAUCUAUGAUCUCAAAACACACAUGAGAACUCACACAGGAGAGAAGCCUUUUUCGUGUAAGGAAUGUGAUAAAAGUUUUAGUUAUUUGUCUAGUCUCAAAACACACAUGAGAACUCACACAGGAGAAACCCCUUUUUCUUGCAAAGAAUGUGACAAAGGUUUUACUUAUAUUUAUGAUCUCAAAGUACACAUGAGAACUCACACAGGAGAGAAGCCUUUUUCUUGUGGAGAAUGUGGUAAAAGAUGUAGUAAUUUAUCUGAUCUCAAAAUACACAUGAGAACUCACACAGGAGAAAAGCCUUUUUCUUGUAAAGAAUGUGAUAAAAGUUUUAGUUGUGCAUCUAAUCUCACAACACACAUGAGAACUCACACAGGAGAAAAGCCUUUUUCUUGUAAAGAAUGUGAUAAAAGUUUUACUUGUUUAUCUAAUCUCACAACACACAUGAGAACUCAUACAGGAGAGAAGCCUUUUUAUUGUGUAGAAUGUGAUAAACGUUUUAGUCAUGUAUCUGAUCUCAAAAAACACAUGAGAACUCACACAGGAGAGAAGCCUUUUUCUUGUAAAGAAUGUAAAAAAUAUUUUAAUCAGACAUCUAGUCUCAAAACACACAUGAGAAUUCAUAAAAUAGGAAAGCCUCUUUCUUGUAAAAAAUGUGAUAAGAGUUUUAGUUGUGUAUCUAGUCUGAAAACACACAUGAGAACUCACACAGGAGAUAAGCCUUUUUCGUGUAAAGAAUGUGAAAAAAGUUUUCGUUUUUUAUCUCAUUUCAAAAGACAUAUGCGAACUCACAGGAGAGAAGCCUUUUCAGUGUAAACAAUAUAAAACAAGUUUUUAUGAUGUAUUUAGUCUCAAAUGACCCUUUUUGUGUAAAGUAUGUGAUAAAAGUUUUAGUUAUGUAGUUGACCUUAGAACAAGAGGACGCAUGGAGAAGAGAAACUGGUCAGCUAUCAAAGCAGCCUGAUCUUUCAUUAGAUGUACAUAGGCUGAUGGCCUCCAGACCACAUUGAUGCAGUUACUCAGUAAUAAGGAGGCAGAAGUGAUUAUUGGAUGCAUUGAAGUGAACAGUUUUUCUGAAAUGUGACAUGAGUCCUGAAAACAUUUUUUUAUUCUUCUGACUUCUGAGACAAUAUUUUUAGGUGUUUGUCAUCUAUACGCCACUAUGAUCACAUAUCUCAAAAAAGGGAUUGUGUAUUGAUUCUAAACAUAAUGGAGUUUCACUUUUUAAGAUAUUUAACUUCAUGAAAUUCAUAGAUUUGAUUUUUAGAGAAAUGUUGAUAAUGUUCCGUUUUUGUUGGUUAAUAUUUUUUGGUAGAUUUUUGUACUUUUGUGAUAUUGUUAAAAGUUUUUGAGUUAAACAUUGUGUUUGUUUUUUAUGUAAGGGACACUGACAGACUCAGUGUGCAUUUUUCUACACCGUGGAAGUGUGUUCCCUUGCUUCUGUAAAAUGUGUUAAUUUCUCUUAACGCACAUUUUGAAGACCGUUAACCUGCUUAUACCAUGGCCACUUACAAAAAGAAUAAAUAUUCAAUCAGUUUUUGGUAGUUUAUUCUUGUUAUUUUUUGUAUUUAAAUUGUGUUUUUCACAAAAAGGGGACUAUUUGUUACAUGAUGUGGUACAUUGUUACAGUAACAUAAUUGCAUCGGCGGAGCCGGCACUGAAUUUGGCUACAGCAGCAAACAAAAAUGUGGUAAAUGAAGCAUCAGCUCAGAGAUAAAGUUCGCAUCUUACCCCUAGUUUUUUUCCAGAUGAGGAAGCUAAAGGUGGUGGUAAAGAUGCCAGUGCAGUUAUAUAGAACAUUAAAUCUAUGUGACCGGAACUUCAUUUUUAGGCCUCCGGUUAUGACUGGAAUAUCACUUUUUAUUCUACACCCAGCAGUCAAUCAGAAUCAAGUAUUUACCGAGACAGUGGUAUAAGCUAAAACAAUGUUGUCUAAGUCUAUGUGUUACCAUGGCGAAACUAGAAUUAUUCUAUACAUCUCUAAAUCUAACACUAUGUGGUUCGUGAACAUUUCAAUAUUGUUUUAAAUAUAAAAAUAUAUUGUUUAUAUUUUGUUUAGUCUUCCAAGCAAAUAAAGGUUUAUUUAAGAAAGAAUUAAGUAAAAAUGUAUUCAGGAAGAGGCGGAUAAAGAGCCAGAAUGGUGUUUGUGUCUGGGGUUCUUGUGAUUCAUGUUUUCUAUUAGAACUGUUCCUCUGUUCUUUUUGGUUCUCAGUGUUCUGUUCCAAUCUGUGAAGAAUAAAGUGGACAUGAACAUCG
This is a messenger RNA of Oryzias latipes (Japanese medaka), 3040 nucleotides long. Lineage: Eukaryota; Metazoa; Chordata; Actinopteri; Beloniformes; Adrianichthyidae. The record is from RefSeq and is a predicted model, not a curated record.